Messenger RNA from Pelecanus crispus (Dalmatian pelican), 1653 nucleotides. Lineage: Eukaryota; Metazoa; Chordata; Aves; Pelecaniformes; Pelecanidae. The record is from RefSeq and is a predicted model, not a curated record.
GUUUACGUAUAUUACUGAUGCCCAUCCAAACUUUAUCAACCCCAUAUUUACAGAGAGUGAUAAGCCACGAACAGGAACAGGUGAACCAGUUUUAAGUUUGCACUACAGUACAGAAGGAACAACUACAAGCACAAUAAAACUGGACUUCACUGAUGAGUGGAGCAGCACAAAUUCAAGCUCUAGAGGGAGUGGAAGUCAUUGCAAAACUGAAGGCCAAGAAGACUCUGUAAAAACAAAAGCCUCAGAAGAGCCAGGGCCUAGCGAUGAAAAAACAAAAGUUCCUGAUGAAUCUCAUGAGGAAGAUGCAAGUGCUGAAGAACUGAAAGCUACAGAUGAAACUACAGAGACAACAGAAGCAACCGUAUCAGAUAAAUCUGGUCCUGAGCAUUCUGGAAUCGAACCAGAAGAAAAUGGCCCCAGUGUUGAUGCUGUCAAUGUAGAGGAGGAAGCUUCCUGUGAAAGAAGUGUGAAUCAAGAAAUUUCAAGUCAAAGUACUGAAUCCACUGCCAACUCGCUUGCUGCAACCGAUGAACCUCAGCCACACCCAGAAUCCUCAGGUCUUGCAACUCCAGACGAGUCCUCUACGAGGACCUCAGCUCUCCAAGAAACUGAUGAUAGUGAUGAUGAUCCUGUUCUGAUCCCAGGGGCAAGGUAUCGAGGAGGACCAGGACACAGAUAUAAUAUCAGAGGAACAGCGAUAGGUGAUAGAAUAAUGAGACGAUCUGCUGUUGCCCGCAUUCAGGAGCUCUUCAGAAGGAGGAAAGAAAGAAAAGAAAUGGAAGAACUGGAAACGUUGAAUAUUAGACGUCCUUUAAUAAAGAUGGUUUAUAAAGGUCAUCGGAACUCCCGAACAAUGAUAAAGGAAGCCAAUUUUUGGGGAUCUAACUUUGUCAUGAGUGGUUCAGACUGUGGCCAUAUUUUUAUAUGGGAUCGACAUACUGCUGAACAUCUCAUGCUGCUGGAAGCUGAUAAUCAUGUGGUGAACUGUCUUCAGCCUCAUCCAUUUGACCCAAUUCUGGCCUCUUCGGGUAUUGAUUAUGAUAUAAAAAUUUGGUCGCCGUUGGAAGAAUCCAAGAUUUUUAACAGAAAACUUGCAGACGAGGUUAUAACACGUAACGAAUUAAUGCUGGAAGAGACCAGAAACACUAUUACUGUUCCAGCUUCUUUUAUGUUACGGAUGUUGGCUUCGUUGAAUCAUAUAAGAGCAGAUCGAUUGGAAGGUGACAGAUCAGAAGGAUCUGGUCAGGAAAAUGAAAACGAAGAUGAAGAGUAACCGGCAGUUGUGUGCAAGCACCUAGACGUUAAUGGAAUUUGUAUAAGACAUUAAUUAUAUUUUUCCUUACAGAGCUUUAGUGCAAUUCUAAGGUAUUGCUUUUGGAUAACCUAACCUUUUGUUUUUGAAUGACUGUGUGCAUGACUUUGGGAGAGUGUGCAAGUAAAAUAAGCAAAAAUGUUUUUAAAAUGUUUUGCCAUGUAUGAGGGGUGCUAGAAGAUGCAAAGUGCAAUAUUUUCCUUAACCUGCAAAUGUGGGAGCUUGGAUCAAUGUUUUAAAGUAACUUUCAUUAUAGUAAAAACGUUGGUUCAAAUAAAUUUCUAUACCUGCUGUUUGCAUGUUUGUUGCUUUCUAAUUAAAAGAUUUGGUUGUUUUAAGUA